UCACGCACCACCAUUCCUGGCUAAUUUUUGACAUGUAGAAAGCACUAUAAAAUGUUAGCUAUUUUAAUUAUAUUACCGAUCACUUAGCUUUCUGCUCCCCAAGCCACUGCCAAUUUCCAGAUAGCUAACCCCACAUUCCACCACUGACCUCCAUAAUAGACCUUGGUUUGUCUGGCUAGUGUGGAAACCUCGUUUUCUUUUUCAGUGUCUGCUCUUUCAAAGGAUGUUCUCCUGGCCAUCCAGUGAUGCCCUUUAUACAUCCAGUGAUGCCUUCUGCCUAAAGUACCAGGCUUCUCUGCACAGCUAGGGUAGAGAAGACGAUGUACAGUCUCACAUCUACCUGAAACUAGGAACCACAAUGGACACUGCCAGCCAUAGCCUUGUUCUUCUGCAGCAGCUGAACAUGCAGCGAGAAUUUGGUUUUUUGUGUGAUUGCACAGUUGCAAUUGGAGAUGUUUACUUCAAGGCUCACAGAGCAGUACUUGCUGCUUUUUCUAACUAUUUCAAGAUGAUAUUUAUUCACCAAACAAGUGAAUGCAUAAAAAUACAACCAACUGACAUCCAACCUGACAUAUUCAGCUAUUUGUUGCACAUUAUGUACACGGGGAAAGGGCCAAAACAGAUUGUGGAUCAUAGUCGUUUGGAGGAAGGGAUUCGAUUUCUUCAUGCCGACUACCUUUCUCACAUUGCAACUGAAAUGAAUCAAGUGUUCUCACCAGAGACUGUGCAGUCCUCAAAUUUAUAUGGCAUUCAGAUCUCAACAACCCAAAAAACAGUGGUCAAACAAGGACUGGAGGUCAAAGAAGCUCCUUCUAGUAACAGUGGAAACAGAGCUGCUGUCCAGGGUGACCACCCCCAGUUGCAGCUGUCUCUUGCUAUUGGUCUGGAUGAUGGCACUGCAGACCAGCAGAGGGCCCAUCCUGCCACCCAGGCCCUGGAGGAGCACCAGAAGCCCCCAGUUUCCAUCAAGCAGGAGAGAUGUGACCCAGAAUCUGUGAUGUCCCAGAGCCACCCCUCACCCUCAUCAGAGGUGACAGGCCCCACUUUUACUGAAACCAGUAUCAGAAUACACUUAUGCCAUUACUGUGGGGAACGUUUUGAUUCCCGUAGUAACCUAAGGCAACAUCUCCAUACACAUGUAUCUGGAUCCCUGCCAUUUGGUGUCCCUGCUUCCAUUCUGGAAAGUAAUGACCUUGGUGAAGUGCAUCCCCUUAAUGAAAACAGCGAGGCUCUGGAAUGUCGCAGGCUCAGCUCCUUCAUUGUUAAGGAGAAUGAACAGCAGCCUGACCACUCCAACCGGGGUACCACAGAGCCUUUGCAGAUCAGUCAAGUAUCUUUGAUCUCCAAAGACACAGAGCCAGUAGAAUUAAACUGUAAUUUUUCUUUUUCAAGGAAAAGAAAAAUCAGCUGUUCCAUCUGUGGUCAUAAAUUCCCUCGAAAGAGCCAAUUGUUGGAACACAUGUAUACACACAAAGGUAAAUCUUACAGAUAUAACCGAUGCCAAAGGUUUGGUAAUGCACUGGCCCAGAGAUUUCAGCCACAUUGUGACAACUGGUCUGAUGUCUCCCUGAAAAGUUCUCGCUUGUCACAAGAACACUUAGACUUGCCUUGUGCCUUAGAGUCGGAGCUUACACAAGAAAAUGUGGAUACUAUCCUAGUUGAGUAGCAGCUUCUCUUUCAGAAUUGUUAGACCAAUUCUGAAAAAAAAAUUGCAUGGCAUUUUUUAUUCAUAAAUUAUUUUCCCCUCAGUUCCAUUGACUUUUUUUCUUCACAGCUUAUCCAUAGUUUUAAGGUUGUAUAUAUUAGGUCUUCUCAUAAGACUUAAUAUGUGGCUAUUAAAAUGUAACCUUCAAUUAGUACUAUGAACUUUUCACAAAUGAAAUCACAAUUUAGAAAUCAGAAGUCAAUGUGGAAAUAUGGAAACUUUAAAUAGGUAUUUAUAGAAUUUCCAAGUUUAGUCAUAGAAUCAGUAAAAUCAAAUUGAAUAUAAAGUAAAUGAAAUCUGUUCUAAAGCAUUUUCUGAACUAUCACUUUUGCUUACAUUUCACAUGAAUUCACUCCUACAAGGAUUAUUUUUAAAUACUUUCUUCCAUAUAGGAAAUUAAUAGUUAUUUUAAUGCAUAACUAUAUGUUAUACAUAUGUUAUAAUGUAUAAAAAUUUAUUUUAAGAUAUACCAAAUCAUGAGUAGUUUUAUUUUUUACUACUAGCUCUACAACAACUUACCUACAUGGCUUCUCUUUACUUUUUGACAUUGAGUAUACCUCAUUUUUAGUAAAAAAUAGUUAAAAGGGAGAAGAGUCAGAAAGACAUUAAAAAAUCUUUAAGAAAUAAUAAGAUAUGUACACAUAGAAAAAUAAACAUGCAGAGACAGAGACUCCGCUAGAACUGCAUUCACUAAAAACCCCAGGGUUAUUACCUUGGUCUAGAGUAUUUUCUUAGACACCUUAAAAAGACCAGAGGUUUACAUGAGUUGAAAGAGAAAGAUGAUAAAAUACAAAUCAUCUUUCUACCCUCAGUGUCAGCUGACUUUUUGGGCUGCCUGGGUUGAUAUUAAUUUUCUAAAAAUCACUUGAAAAAGUAACUUUUUGGUGGCACAGUUUUUACUUUUUUUCUGAUCCAUAAAACCAGCAAAGUAGAUACAUUCAAUGGUCUGUAACUACAUUUAAAAUCCAUGAUGGUAGCUUUCCCUGUAUAAAUUAACUUAACUCUCUUUUAUAAUGGUGACACUUACAAAGCUAAAACCCCAGGAAAAUUAAAGUUGAUGGAAUAAAUUACAGAUUCUCCUGCUCUGUGCACCUGGGAAAUAGCUGGUUAAGCUUCGCCACAAACGAAAGAUCUGCGAUGUUUAAAUUUCAAAUACUGCACAGUCAAGGAUAAUAAAACAGACUCAUUUUUUGCCCUCUUGUUGAAUUCUAAGCUUCACAGGCAUUUGAAUACAUCUAAAAAAAAUUGGUUUGUGAGCCUUAGAAUUUAACCAUGAACAAAACUCUUGAGCUUCCUCCAGACUGAACACUUUCAAGGACAUUUCCUGACACAUUCAGCAACAUCAGUGUUCAACCAGGAGGGCGCGCAAAGAAUAAUCCAGCUAAUUCUAAGGACACAAAGGUUUCUCUAGGUAAACAGUAGUUCAGGUAAAUUACAAAGUGAUAAAUUUUUCUUGAAGACUGAAUGAGGAAAACUACUGGGUAUUAUGUAAGGCAGUUGAGUUUCUGCCUUAGACAAGUGAGUAAAGGCGCAUAUUGUCAAGUCUGAUGUGUGUUGAGAGCAAAUCUAACUGUUGAUAUGAUUAAUUGUAUUGGGAGUAAUUAAAACAAAUGUAUUGUUCUUUGA
Messenger RNA from Sapajus apella (tufted capuchin), 3331 nucleotides. It is a transcript of the gene ZBTB25, whose product is annotated as zinc finger and BTB domain containing 25. Lineage: Eukaryota; Metazoa; Chordata; Mammalia; Primates; Cebidae. The record is from RefSeq and is a predicted model, not a curated record. Gene Ontology annotation, molecular function: RNA polymerase II cis-regulatory region sequence-specific DNA binding; DNA-binding transcription factor activity, RNA polymerase II-specific; protein binding. Gene Ontology annotation, biological process: regulation of transcription by RNA polymerase II. The transcript has 3 exons. The coding region runs from base 359 to 1666 and encodes 435 amino acids. Gene Ontology annotation, cellular component: nucleus.